Ascochyta rabiei is the source of this 765-nucleotide messenger RNA. RefSeq lists its product as uncharacterized. The transcript has a single exon. Lineage: Eukaryota; Fungi; Ascomycota; Dothideomycetes; Pleosporales; Didymellaceae. The coding region runs from base 1 to 765 and encodes 254 amino acids. The record is from RefSeq and is a predicted model, not a curated record.
AUGCGGACGGUUACGCUAACACUACGCUUUCACUACCGCGUAGCACAUGAUGAUACUGCAGCAGGUUUACGCGCAGCAGACCGUGAUACAACUGUAUGCUGUGUGUGGAAUGCUGCUGGCCAGUGGACAGCGGUUGAAACGGCAUGUCAGUGCACAGAGGGUGCAAAAGCAGCGGCGAUAAGACGCUGGCGAUCCAAGCUUGAUGAGACAUAUGACUUGCAGUAUCGACAAUUGAUGGUAGACAGCUGCGAAGGAUGUAGUUCACCCGACCGUGGACUUGGGUGUCAGGAUACAACAUUGGCGAAACAAAGACACUCGCCUUGCGCUGGCAAAACAGGUUGCGUUUGGAAACGAACUGCCGACGAAAGUGCUGGACCCUGCAUCCCGGGGAGCAUCAAACAGCAUGGGUUAGCUACUGACUACAGCACUGUCUGUGUGCCGUGUACACCUGGCCGCUGCGGUUCCAGAACGAUGUCGAUGACAUGUGCUGAUAGGGAAACCACCUCUUACAACGAAGAGCAGGUAGAAGCUUUUCACUUGGGUCGAAAUCCACUCACCUGCCCUGCAGCGCACCUGCCCUGCAGCGCACCCAAGCAUCGACACCGACAUCCGGGGAAGCCGCCACACUCCUUCUCGCCCCUCCCCUCCUCCUCCGCGCAGUUCGAUUGGGGACGGCCCGGGUCGGAUCAUUAUCAGAUCGACAGGACAGCAGCUGUGCAGCGCCCAUGCAGCGCCCAUGCAGAAUGCACCAUCGCAAUCUUGUAA